AAACUGUCAUUACUCGACAUUGAAGGAAGUGAUUACUUUUUCCACCGAAUACAUUCAAACGAGACAAUCACACAAAUUUGAGAGAGAUUUUCACUGCUAGGUAUCGGUAAUAUUAAGUACUUAGUUCAAAAAAUACCACACAUUCUUACCUAACUACCUUAAAUAAAAUGGCGCAGGAAGACGAUGAGGAGGAAAUGGUAUUUAAUGUUGAAGAGGUUCAAAAAAUAGUUCGAGACAACAUUGAACUUUGCCUAGGAGGGAACGCGUAUAGUCAUUCAAGAACACCGCAAUGGAUUACUAUUAUUACAGAGAAAACUCUGGCCAGACUUAAUAAGCUCAACAAACCCUUCAAGUAUAUCUUGCGAAUUACGAUAACUCAGAAAAACGGCUCGGGCCUCCACACCGCAGCGGCUUACUACUGGGACACCGCUACAGAUAGCACGUGCACAGUGCGCUGGGAAAACAAGUUCAUGUACUGCAUCGUCAAUGUAUGGGGUCUCGCUUUACAAAUAUAAUUUCUUAUCUUGCCAGAAAAA
Messenger RNA from Chilo suppressalis (striped riceborer), 536 nucleotides. NCBI's taxonomy places the organism in Eukaryota, Metazoa, Arthropoda, Insecta, Lepidoptera, Crambidae. The record is from the annotation of a GenBank genome assembly.